Lotus japonicus is the source of this 1995-nucleotide messenger RNA. RefSeq lists its product as uncharacterized. Lineage: Eukaryota; Viridiplantae; Streptophyta; Magnoliopsida; Fabales; Fabaceae. The record is from RefSeq and is a predicted model, not a curated record. Gene Ontology annotation, molecular function: GDP-Man:Man(1)GlcNAc(2)-PP-Dol alpha-1,3-mannosyltransferase activity; alpha-1,3-mannosyltransferase activity. The transcript is spliced from 9 exons. The coding region runs from base 562 to 1785 and encodes 407 amino acids.
GUUUGCCCAAAGACCAUGAGGUAAAACAAAACAUGACAUUCCAUGUAUGUUUUCUCGCCGUACGCAUUGACCACCAACCCUACUCCGCCGCCGCCAACGUUAUCACCGCCGAUCUCUGUUGCUGCCAACAGUAUCAUUCCGAUCUCCGCCCUAUUACGCCAUGGUUCGCCACUCAAACCAUUGGAAUCGCACUCUCUGGUUCUGAUAAUCGGUUAUCUUGAAGUUGAUCACUCUCGUGCUUAUUGCUUCCGUGAGGCUGAAAGUAUUUGAUCCACUAAUUUGAUAUUUGAUCAUUGCGGUGCUUAUUGUUUGUUACAGCUCAACCUGCAUUUUCUCUUUCACCUUGGCAUCUUAGAUUGAAAUCAAGGUCAGUGCAUCAAAUUCAAUUGUAUGUUAUACUAAGUCUUUAGCUUGUGUUUUUGUGACUGGAUAUGCUUGGGAAACUACAUUGACAUGAUUAUAGCUGUGUGCUGCUGAUGGCCCGCCACCGUCACAACCUCAGAAUCUCUGGCAGUGAUUGAUUUCUGAUUUGCUAUUUUCAUCUUCAAUUUCCCACUCAACAUGGCAAAGGGCACAAGCUCAGAGAUGAACAUUGCCAUUAUCCACCCUGAUCUUGGCAUAGGUGGAGCUGAAAGAUUGAUCGUUGAUGCAGCUGUUGAGCUUGCAUCCCAUGGUCAUAAUGUUCAUGUUUUUACUGCUCAUCAUGAUCGAAAUCGAUGUUUUGAGGAAACUGUUGCUGGUACAUUUCCUGUUACUGUCUAUGGUUCCUUUCUUCCGCGGCAUAUAUUCUACCGUCUUCAUGCAUUGUGUGCUUACCUUCGAUGCCUAUUUGUUGCUUUCUGUGUGCUUUUCAUGUGGCCAUCAUUUGAUGUUAUACUGGCUGAUCAGGUCUCUGUAGUCAUUCCCAUUUUGAAGCUUAAAAGGUCAACAAAGGUUGUGUUCUACUGUCAUUUUCCUGACUUGUUGCUGGCUCAGCAUACAACUUUUGUUCGGAGGAUGUAUAGGAAACCCAUAGACUAUGUAGAAGAAAUAACAACUGGAAUGGCUGAUUUGGUACUUGUCAACAGCAACUUCACUAAAUCUACUUUUGCAAAUACGUUUAAGCAACUAGAUGCUAAAGGAAUUCGACCAGCUGUUCUAUACCCAGCAGUCAAUGUGGAUCAGUUCAAUGAACCCACUUCCUUUAGGCUGAAUUUUCUUUCCAUUAACCGCUUUGAGAGGAAGAAGAACAUAGAGUUAGCAAUUUCAGCUUUUUCUAUGCUUUGCUCACCUAAUGGACUUCUUAAAAAUCAAGAUACUACCGAUGCUUCUUUGAUUGUUGCAGGUGGUUUUGAUAAGCGGUUGAAGGAGAGUGUGGAGUACUUGGAAGAGCUUAAAAAUUUAGCUGAAAGGGAAGGGGUCUCUAACCAAAUAAGAUUCAUCACAUCUUGCACUACAGCUGAAAGGAACACUCUUCUUUCAGAAUGCCUAUGUGUACUUUACACGCCAAAGGAUGAACACUUUGGCAUUGUUCCUAUAGAGGCAAUGGCAGCUUAUAAACCUGUUAUUGCGUGCAAUAGUGGUGGCCCGGUGGAGUCAAUCAAGAAUGGUGAAACAGGAUUCCUUUGCGAUCCUACACCACAGAAGUUUGCUUCAGCAAUGGCUAGCCUCAUAAAUGAUCCUCAGGGAGCAGAAAGAAUGGGCAGAGAAGCUAGGAGGCAUGUUGUUGAGUCAUUCUCUACAAAGACAUUUGGCGAACGUUUAAAUAGAUAUUUAGUUGACAUUCACCGGGAGAAGGAGGAUUGAGUUUAAGAUAUUUUUCCCUCAAAUUGUUAACUGCAAUUGCUGACCAUUGAAGGCACUGUAGUUAACAUUUUUGCCAAAAUUUCUAUUUAAGAUGAUUUUUAUUUUAUACCAUGUAAAUUUUUACCUGAGAGGAUCACAUGUUCAAUGUUGAGGCUUGCACUUUUGGAUAUUUGCAGACAUUAUAAAUGCAUUGCAAAGUUUAUAGAGAAA